Messenger RNA from Daldinia childiae, 2769 nucleotides. RefSeq lists its product as uncharacterized. The coding region runs from base 1 to 2769 and encodes 922 amino acids. The record is from RefSeq and is a predicted model, not a curated record. NCBI's taxonomy places the organism in Eukaryota, Fungi, Ascomycota, Sordariomycetes, Xylariales, Hypoxylaceae. The transcript is spliced from 4 exons.
AUGUCGCACAUCACUACGGCGCCACGCACGGAGAGGGUGGCGUUUGAUGCUCUACCCCGAUUGCAUACGCGGAAUAUAAGCUCGGGAAGUUUUGAUGGACCCUACGAGCACGACAAUGAUUUGACUCAACAGUAUGAACGACGAUACGAUGGGGAAGAUCCCUCAUAUGAAAGAGGACAUUACGAUGGUUCGAUAGGCUCAAAUAGCGAGGAAGGGAGCCUUCCUAAGUAUGGUAACGAUCAGUCGUGGUCUGGUAGGGGAGUGGACUAUACUCAGAUUCCAACAGGCUACAAGCCUGACAUGAUAACCUAUAGCGAAACUACUCUGGACGUUGCGCCGGAAAUAGAUCGGGAGCGUCCCAACUAUAAACCAUCUGCACUUAGAUGGCCGUUCUUAACAGUUUUACUACUUGUAGUAUCAACCCUCGUUGGGCUGAUAGUAUGGGCUUUACAUGUUCUCCCUGUUCUCAACAACGAUCUCAACGUCUUAACCGAGGGAAUUCACGCAAGAGAAAUUCAGGGGCCGUCGUCUUAUACAGUCGUUCGGAUCGUCUUUACAGAGGUUAGGCCUAUUCUCAUGCCUACUCUCUUAGAGGGCCGUGCUGAAAGUGUCUCCGAGCCUACGUCUUCACUUACGUCCGAAAAUACAUCGCCGACAGCAGUCCCAACACCCGUUGAAGGCAACUUUGGACACGUCGGUGAUCAGACUAUCACCGAACCAGUGGGGCCAACGACAACACCACCGGCGGCUCAGGAUACUACGAAGCCUAAUACUGCGUCACAAAUUUCUACAGCCUACUCCAAGCCGGAGGAAGACUUCGGCCAUGUCGGAUCGAAGAUAGUGACGGAAACUAUACCAGAAUCAGACUACGGUGAUAUUGGAUCGACAUCAAUAUAUGAGUCCGUGGCAUCCACAAACCACGGCGGCAUCGGCACAAUUACGAUCUCGGAGACAGUACCACAGACACCAACCUUCGUAACACCAACCGUUACCAUUAUAACGAACUCAGAGGGUGUAAUUAUGACUUCAACAAGCAUCCCGGAACCCAUCUCAACACCUCAAACGACCACUCUUACCGACUCCCAAGGCCAACCUACAGCCACACAAGAAACCAGCGUGCUCGUCACGCCCUCUGUAAUAACCCAGACAGAUUCAACCGGGAAGCCCACCGCAACAGAAACAUUAUACCCGAUGAUUCCUCCCCCAUCGGACGAUAGCGAGAACAGCAAUGGCCACAUUGUAACUAAGGUCUACCAUAUCAACCAUGUGCAAUACUUCAUUGGCAGUUUCCUACCUACGCUCCUGGCCAUCGCUCUGGCGAUUCCUGUCCGCAUUCUCGACGUCAAUGCGAAGAUUCUACAACCAUGGCACGAGCUGGCGCAUGGCCGCGGAGCCUCCGGUCGGGAGUCGCUGUGUCUGAAUACCUCAGGCUUGCAGUCUAUUGCCGCAAGUUUGCGCUCGCUAGUCGGUGGCCAGGCACUCGUGUUUCUGACGACCGUGCUUGUGCUCGCCUCUGCACUGCUGAUCCCUAUCUCUGCUGAAGCUGUUAAAUUUGACUUACGCGGUAUUGGAUGCGUCGCAGGUAGCGGAAAUGCUAGCAACUGCGCAUAUGUGCUCAGUGUGUUCGAUCAAGCAGCUAAGGGUACGGCUGCAUUGUUGGCGUUGAUGGGCCUGGCGACCUUGAUGUUGAUCAUAGUGUUAGCACGAUGGCGCUCUGGAAUCAGCACAAACCCUUGGAGUAUUUGUGGAACGGCAUCGCUGUCGCUGAAUCCGGAUGUGCGUCUUCUAUUCACGAGCCUACCUGCCGGUAUCGACGCGGGUAAGAUGCCUAAGAGUCUCCUCGAGUCUGUUCUAGAAGAUCGGUGGUUCAAAUUGGGAUAUUUCUACGGUGCGAACGGGACGGUCGAGUACGGAGUGAUGCUACGUGAAAAUGCGUAUAGUCAUAAGAGGUACGCUCUGGGUCAAAUUGGGGGCGGAGAAAAAGAGCCGCAAGAUCAUCACGCGGUACCGACGAAACCGAAGCAUCACUUGCCUUUUCUUAUGUUAGGGUACAUAGGACGAGGCUUGUUCUUAUUUAUUCUAUCUGGGCUACUGGGUCUGAUAUUAUACUACAACAACACUGGCGGAGAUACAGCGUUCGAGAGGUUUAUGGAUAGCGAGUCGUUUGGAGUACGGUUUUUGUUUACCGCUGUCGGUGUUGUUAUUAGCUUCUUCUGGGCCUCAUUCUUCAGUAGCAUCGCUGUUCUAAGCCCCUAUCAGCUCUUAGCCAGUUCACCCCAACACGCCCGACGAUCAAUCCUACUUGCGCCACCGACCAAUGCAUUCUCAGGACUCCUAUCCUCAGUACGGCGACGUCACGGAUUCCUCGCCGUUGUCGCGUUAACUUCCAUCCUAUCCGAGUUCCUAACUGUCUUCCUCAGCAAUAUCCCCUACCGGGUCACACAGACCUUCCUACUACACCAGGUCUGUACGUGGUCUGCCGUUGGGAUCCUCUGUGUCAUGGUGCUUGUUGUCAUCGCCUCCUUCUUUAUCACUUGGCCGCACAUGCCUGUCGAUCCUAGUACUAUCGCAGGAGCUAUGUACUACGUAUGUGAUUCGUGGAUGCUUAGCCACUUUGAGGGUUUAAGUACAUUAAAGCGUAAGGAUAGAGACUGGCGCGUUAACGAGAUGGGGCUAAAGUAUGAGUUUGGAGAGAUCAGGGGCGCCUUGGACAUAGCGCGAAUCGGUGUGGAUGCAUCGUCGUCAUCUAGAGGUAUGGGUUGGGCGUAA